Gadus macrocephalus (Pacific cod) is the source of this 3690-nucleotide messenger RNA. RefSeq names its product inhibitory synaptic factor 1 (gene insyn1). Gene Ontology annotation, cellular component: postsynaptic density. The coding region runs from base 2245 to 3189 and encodes 314 amino acids. The transcript is spliced from 3 exons. NCBI's taxonomy places the organism in Eukaryota, Metazoa, Chordata, Actinopteri, Gadiformes, Gadidae. Gene Ontology annotation, biological process: inhibitory postsynaptic potential. The record is from RefSeq and is a predicted model, not a curated record.
GGAGUCUGCAUGUGUGUGUCUGUGAUUAUUAUGUGUGAGAGCAAGUGUGACAGAGAGAACAGCAAGACACUGGAACGGUGGAAUGUCAGUGCGUGUGUGUGCGUGUGUGUGCGUGUGUGUGCGUGUGUGUGCGUGUUUGUACGUGUGUGUGUGUGUAACAGAUAAAUUGAGAGUGCUGAAAAUGUAGCAGGUUUUGUGCAGCCUUGAUGAGCUAUGGACGUAACUACUGCACAUUUCACUAAGAAAAGGUGCCACAUGUGAUUGGCCAGCAUACACUGUGCAGUAGCGUCGUCCUGGUGGUGGCCGCCAGCUCCGGUUCGCUCGCUGUUUCGUGGUGCCCCUCUGGGAGCCUUUCAUGGGAUUUAUCUUGUCCGGCUGGGCAACGCACGGAGCUCCCCUGCUUCCCUGAACCGAGACUACCGAGGAAAUAUACAGUACACGGAUAAGAAGUGAAAUAAUUAACCAAUCACAGUACACGGAGGCAGACUGGGUUCCCUUAGCAACAACUGAAGGAGAGAAGAGAAUCCUUUUCUCUUUCUCCUCUCUUUUCUCCUCUCUUUUUCUUUUUUCAUCUGGGCACGCCCCUGCGGACCGGCGUGGGCCAGAUUCGGGGGGGGGAGGAGGACGCAAAGACAGACGGGAAGGACGGACGCUUCCUGCCCUUGUGUAAGAGUAAAGUCCACCCUGGUGAUCCGGUGUUUCAUCGCCACCCAUGGUCUGUUAUAGAGGACACACUCUCGCCAAAAGUUACAUCGUUCCAAGUGAGAAGUUUGGCGGAUCCCGUCCUGUUGAGAGCGGAUCCUGUCCUGCUGACAGUGGAUCCCCUAUCUGCCAAGAGUGGAUCCCAUCCCGCUGAGUGCAGAUCCAGUCCAACUUGUAGCGGAUCCCGUCCAACCGGAGUGGAUCCAGUCAGACUGGGAGCAGAUCCAGUCCAACUGGGACGCGGAUCCAGUCCAACUGAGAGCGGAUCCAGUCCUAUAGAGAGCAGAUCCAGUCCUAUUUGAGAGCAGAUCAGGUCCUAUUGAGAGCAGAUCCACUCCUGUGAGCAGAUCCAGUCCUCUGGGAGCAGAUCCCGUCCAACUGGGGGGAGCAGAUCCCUUCCUGCUGAGAACGAUCCAGUCCUGCUGGAGAGUGGAUCCCGUCCUGCUGAGAGAAGAUCCAGUCCAACUGGGAGCGGAUCCAAUCCUGCUGAGAGCGGAUUCCCUCCUGUGAGCAGAUCCAGUCCUGCUGAGAGUGGAUCCAUUCCUAGGGGGGCUACUGAGAGGACCCUAGCAGACGUUGUCUUUCUCCCAGAGGAGACGCACAGAAUAUUCAGUCAUCAUUUUCAAGGAAAAUGGAAACAUUGGGCAGUUCAAUUUGAUUUGAGACGUUCUACAGAAUCUGGAUUUCUCAUGAUUUGGCGUUUUCCUCAGGAGAGUGGUACGCGGAAGGAGGAGUAUUCUUUCAUUUUCAGCCCCCCCCCCCCCCCAACACCCCACCCCCACACAAGAAGAGCGUAUUCUUCACCAAAGGUGCUCAUUAGAGGACAAUGUUUUCCCCACUGACAACCAACAAUGUAGAUGUGAUCAUUCUGCGCUUUAAUAAACUGCGUGGAGCUCUAUUUUUCUAUCUCCUGGCCUGGAUAUCUCAUCUCACGGUAUGACGUUCCACUGGACCGAAGCUUGACUCUCUUUGCUUGUGUUUUAGUUUUUUUUAACACUAACCCCCACCGUUAUGACUGUGUUUAACCAAUCCCACAAAAAAAAAGACGAUGACCAGGUCUGGUGAGGAGAAAGAGUACUUCCAUCUAAAAAUAGGCAAGAAUCUUCAAAAGCACUUCCUGUGGGGCCGGCCAUAACGCACACACUGACGCGAGAUGAGUCGGCUCAACGUGACGAUGAUGUGAGAGCUUCGUCCGUCCUCAAACGCGUCUGUCCGUCCGUGCGUUCCUCUCUCUGGAUUUAAUCGUUGAACCUUCCCCCCCUUCCCAUAUGCUCCUCUCCUCUUCUUAUAUGGAAGCAUCAAGCAGAGGCUAUGGAUGUCACAGCGUGAACCCGGGGAGGCAGAGCGGGCUAGGCAAGGUCUUUCGGCUUGCCCGGGUGCUUUUUAAGAUGUUGAGGCUUCCCAGUGCGCGAGGGGCCCCUGUUCGGAUCAUUUGCACCGAGGCUCCCUGUGGCCAAAGACAUGGACCCCGAGACGGCUCCCCCAUGCCCACCUCCUGCUCCUCACCCUGCCGGCCCCUGGCCCCACGUCACGCUGUGAAGGAUGUCCCUCAGCAGAGCUCCGGCCCGGGACACCUAUGAGAGCCCAAGCCCGCGAGAGCGCAUCCGCAGCCACAUGAAGAUGGUGAUCCAACAGCUGGACGGCAUUCUCAAAGAGCUCAAGGAUGUGGCCAAGGAACUCCGGGAGGUGGUGGGUCAGAUUGACAAGCUCACGUCAGACUUUGACUUUGACCAGGAUCCCGAUGACUGGACGGUGGCCACGGCCAGCAGUACGUCCAGCAGCGAGCGGGGGCUGGGCGAGGCCUUCCGGCCAGACCCCCUCAACCCAGACGUGCUGUCGGACAGCUGGGAGUUCUGCAGCUACCUGGAGGCCACGGCCGCCGCCGCCGCCGCCACGCUCAGGUCGGGAGACCCCGCCCAGACCCAGACGCCCGGCAGCCCGCCACCACCGCCCCCCGCCACCACUGCCUCGGCCUACUCGCAGAUGAACGGGGGUCUGCCCAUCCCCAACGGCCCCCGCAUCAUCACGCCGGACUCAUCGAGCGAGGAGGCCAGUAGCUCCACCCACAGCCACAAGCCGCGAGAACGGGUGCGCUUCAGCGACAAGAUCCUGUACCACGCGCUGUGCUGCGAUGACGACGAGGACGACGAGGAGCAGGCGGAGGCGGCCGACGACGAAGAGGACAAGAGCGGCCGGGCGACGCCGGACAGCGACGUUGAGACGAGUCCCCUGGCCAGCUCGUGCGCCACCCCGAGGCGGUCUUACUCUGAGCAUUCGCUCCACUAUCCUCACUUUCUGGAUCCUUCGUACGUCCCGUCCCCGGCCAAGGCGUCGACCGGAGCUCACACACUACCCAGGAAGGGUCUUUUGAAUCCGGGCUGCCGUAAAAAACUGCUACGAAACAGCAGCACACAGACAGUGUCGGACAAGAGCACCCAAACUGUACUGCCCUAUAUUCCAACCAAACAGAAAACCAAGGACCACUGAGAAAAAGCAUUACCAUAGAACACGUGACAAGGACUGUGUACUAUUUAAUAUUAAAUACAUAGAUCAUAGAUUAAUACGCAAAUAAAUUGAUUACUAAAUAAAUAAAUGAUAUAUGGGAAAUCACUUGACUACCUAAAGUCAUUCCAAGGCUCAGGGAAAACUCGACAAUAUAAAGGCAGUGAAAGAGAAAAAUGUAUUGGAGGACCAAAAGGCUUGUGCCUAUUAUAAUGUUGAAAAGAUAUGUUGAAUGGAUUCCCUAUGUGUAAUUAUUUGCAAAAUGUAUUGAAAUAACAAAGCAAUCUUCUUCUUUUUCUAGGUCUGACGUUUAAAGUGUUCAAAAAAAAUUGCAAGUGUGAAGAGGUUAUUUCUCCUCCUGAUACACUAGUAUAAAUUGAAGAAAAAAAAAACAUUAAUAGUAUAAUGCUUGUUCCCUUAAUGUGGAUACAAAACUCUGCACAUCCUUGUUCUCUGAAUCUGUAUAAACAUUGUCUUUUUCAUGUU